Messenger RNA from Aspergillus ibericus CBS 121593, 798 nucleotides. It is a transcript of the gene hapE, whose product is annotated as CCAAT-binding factor complex subunit HapE. The record is from RefSeq and is a predicted model, not a curated record. Gene Ontology annotation, molecular function: protein heterodimerization activity; DNA binding; DNA-binding transcription activator activity, RNA polymerase II-specific. NCBI's taxonomy places the organism in Eukaryota, Fungi, Ascomycota, Eurotiomycetes, Eurotiales, Aspergillaceae. Gene Ontology annotation, biological process: regulation of DNA-templated transcription. The transcript is spliced from 4 exons. Gene Ontology annotation, cellular component: nucleus; CCAAT-binding factor complex. The coding region runs from base 1 to 798 and encodes 265 amino acids.
AUGGAACAAGCUGCGCAGAACGCUGGACAACAGCAAGGCAGGCAACAGCCCGUUUACGACACCAGAAAUGGUGGGCAUUAUGGUGCCAGCGCAGCGCUUUCUGCACAAGGUUAUGCGCCUGUUGCCGAGCUUUAUACCGGCACGUGGGCGAAUGUCAACCAAGGUCUGCAGGGGACAGCCCGCGAUAUCCUUACGACGUAUUGGCAGCAUAUCAUCAAUCAUCUUGAAUCAGACAACCACGAUUAUAAAAUACACCAACUACCACUUGCCCGCAUUAAAAAGGUCAUGAAAGCCGAUCCAGAAGUUAAGAUGAUAUCAGCAGAGGCGCCGAUACUUUUUGCAAAGGGCUGUGAUAUCUUUAUCACUGAACUGACUAUGCGGGCAUGGAUCCAUGCAGAGGAUAACAAGCGACGUACACUACAGAGGUCCGAUAUCGCUGCAGCACUAUCGAAGUCUGACAUGUUCGAUUUUCUCAUUGACAUUGUACCCCGUGAGGAGGCCACGUCGCAUGCAAAGCGAUCUAGUCAAACAGCUGGGGCUUCUGCAGGCGUUGCAGGCCCUGCCGGCGCCACCGGCCAACUGCCCCCGUCCCAACAUGGUGUUCAACAUCACAUGCCUCCUCCAGACUAUAGUGCCCUUGGACAACAUGGCCUUCAAGAUCAAGAAUAUCGACAGCCGACAAUGUAUGCCGGGGCUGUCCAGUCGGACCCAACGGCAGCCUAUGGCCAACACCAGCCUCAAAUGUUCGAAGGAAUGUAUGCCGCCUAUCCGCAUCUGCCACCACAGCAGGUAUGUUAA